UACUACGGUAGAUUGUUCGAUAUGACAAGUUUCUUUUUCACCACGGUGGAUUGUUGGAUAUGACAAGUUUCAUAAUAACAAAAUGGGUAUUUAUCAUUGAUUGACAGCUGUCAGUAACGCCCAGUACCUGACGAAAAUGGACGACCAGUGGUCAAACGUGACCCACGCUUUAAACCACGACCACGUGAGCAACAUCAACCCGAGGCUGGCCAAUGGGGUCAUCGUUGUCCUGCUGCUUCUCCUCAACUUGGCGGGAAACAGCCUCGUCUUCUAUGUCUAUAAAUACCUAAUCAAGAGAAACCUCUUCUCCUUCUUCGUGACGACACUGGCUGCCCUUGACCUCCUGUCGGCAGUGACCACCAUGCAGAUGGACGCCAUCAUGAAGAUGCGUCCCCUGGACGAGACGAGCCUGUCGCUGGUUGCCCUGUGUAAGCUCACCCACUUCCAGGUGUACGCCAACCACCUGAUCAGCGGCUGUGUGCUCAUCCUUAUCGCCUACACGAGGUACACCAAGAUUUGCAAGCCACUUCACGAAGGGAUGACCAUGAGGAAGGCCAAAAUCACCGUUCUGUUUUUGUCCGUCGGCUGCAUCCUCCUCAGCACCUUCACGCUGGUGGUCAACGGGCCGCAGGAGGUUCAAAUCCAGAUGGGCGACCACGUGGUCAACGUGACCAUCUGCAGGUACGACAAGGACUACGAGGGCAAGCCCAUCCAGCAGGUCUUCGUCUACAUCCUCACCUCGGCCUUCGCCAUCGUGCUCGUCGCCACCGUCAUCUUCUACGUCAUGAUCUCCAGGGCGCUCAGCCGGUUCGAGCGCAGGAGUUCCCUCAAAUCCGCGGGACUCCACAGUCCAACGGUGGACGAAAACUCGGACCCGAGUUCCGCCACCCACAGCCGGCCUAGGGUUACUCUACGGGAGAGGAUAUCGGAAAUAUUCACCGGAAGUUCGGGGGAGAAAAUCUCUAUCCACAUGUACAAAAUGUUCACCAUUGUGACAUUCGUCUUCGUUGUGAGUUACCUCCCACACCUGGUUGUGCUCAUCUUGCUCAAGGUGCUCAACCUGGACCAUAUGACCUUGACCUACGGUCAACGGUUCGCCCUAGAGCUGGCCUACAACGGACCUUAUCUCAGCUGUGUUUUGAACCCGGUCAUCUACGGCUUCCGCAGUGCUGAGUUCCGGAAACAUUGCAGGCAUGUUCUGACAUGCCGGAACUCCAGGCGAUCUUAUUAACAAUGGUUUAGAAUCUCUAAACAAUCCAUCAAUGAUGUUUUAGAAAUUCCUAAAAGAUCUUAUCAAUGAUGUUGUAGAAACACCAUAGAGAUCUUAUCAAUGAUGCUUUAGUUUUAGAAGCGCAAAAAAGAUAAUAUCAAUGAUGUGCUUUAAGUGCCAAAAAGAUAUUAUCAAUGAUGCUUCAGAAGCGCCAAGAUCUAGAAACACCAUAAAGAUCCUAUCAAUGAAGUUCUACAAACUAAUAAACUGUGAUAACUAGAUCUGUCUCUGAACUGGCUAGAUAAUAAUAACGGUACAUUCAUAAAAAGGCCAGUCAGGCUAACUUCACAUGAUGCCACAUUUCAUAAUAAAUAUAGCUGUGUGUUGGAAAUACAAGGUUGUACGUCAAGAUAUAUAAGGUAAUGAAGGAUGUGACUGCAAACAUUCAAGCAUAACAUGCCAAAAAACGUUUCAAGUAAGCAACCAAUUGGCUUACAAG
This is a messenger RNA of Physella acuta, 1709 nucleotides long. Its product is annotated as neuropeptide FF receptor 1. Gene Ontology annotation, biological process: G protein-coupled receptor signaling pathway. Lineage: Eukaryota; Metazoa; Mollusca; Gastropoda; Physidae. The record is from RefSeq and is a predicted model, not a curated record. Gene Ontology annotation, molecular function: G protein-coupled receptor activity. Gene Ontology annotation, cellular component: membrane.